ACACACCACUACCCAGAACUUCCUGGGUGAGCUAGCCCCUAUCCCCACGGGCUGGGAUAGCCCCACCCGUAAACUAACGGAGUGGUGGAACAGCACGGUAACAGGCUCCAGGCACCGGGAGGUGGGGCAGCAAGCAGGGGCUCCACCUCCGGCCUGGAUUUCAAGUUCUCUGAACUGGUGGAAGCGCCGCCGGGGGCGGGCCUUCUCGCUUGUUACCACCGGCCGGCGGAAGUGCAGGGUCGGAAGUUGCGCGAUCGACCUGCGCCGACUCUGUGCGCCGCGCGCAGCCUGUGCGGAGGUGCUCGGUGCUGUUAUGGCUUCUAGUGGGGUGACGGUGAGCGCCUCCGGCUCGGCCAACGAGGCCCCCGAGGUUCCAGACAACGUAGGAGACUGGCUCCGCGGCGUCUACCGCUUCGCCACCGAUCGGAACGACUUCCGGAGGAACUUGAUCCUCAAUUUGGGACUCUUUGCCGCCGGAGUGUGGCUGGCCAGGAACCUGAGUGACAUUGACUUGAUGGCCCCUCAGCCCGGGGUGUAGCCACAUAAUGGAAUUCCUGUGUUGUACUCAAGCUUCCCAAGACAGCCUGCUGUCUUGGACCACGAGAUACUACCCUGGUGGCAGCUGAAGUUGACAGCUCUCCUUGUCUGAACCUCCACCCCACCCCUCCACCCCUGGGCAGCCCCCAGCUUCAGCUGAGAUGUUGCUUCUGCACAGUUCUGUGUGCAGUUCCCAAGUUUCUGCAGAGGGUGAUCUUUGCCCUUGUCCUGAGGAGUAGUGAUGGUUCUUGAAAAAAAUAUUUCAAAUAAAGCCUGCACACAAAGACA
This is a messenger RNA of Peromyscus californicus insignis, 825 nucleotides long. It is a transcript of the gene Tomm6, whose product is annotated as translocase of outer mitochondrial membrane 6. Bases 314 to 538 code for a protein of 74 amino acids. NCBI's taxonomy places the organism in Eukaryota, Metazoa, Chordata, Mammalia, Rodentia, Cricetidae. The record is from RefSeq and is a predicted model, not a curated record. The transcript is spliced from 3 exons. Gene Ontology annotation, cellular component: mitochondrion; mitochondrial outer membrane translocase complex.